AGAAGCCGAAGCUCCCGCACGCUGUAACGGGACGACUUCAGGAAAGAGCAGGGAACUUUUUUUUUUUUUUUUUUAUGGAUAUGAGGAUUUUUUUCCUCCGGAUAAACCGACCUGCCAAAGGAGAACAACGUUUUGCAAACAAACAGGGAGGCUUUUGAAGAGAUGCUCGAGCUUAAUUAACCCUGAGUGGAUCUACAGCUUGACUUGCCAAAGAAAUCAAAAAUGCGAAGCGCUCAAUGAGCAGCGGAGCUCAGCGAACACCUCCAAUGUUCACCUUUUUUCUGGCACUUUAAAACAAAUUUAGAUAUAUUUGUAUCAUUUUUCCUGUGUUUAAAAACAAAACAAGAUGGCAGAGCACGAAAGCUUGGAGUUUGGGAAGGCAGACUUUGUGCUUUUGGACACCGUAUCAAUGGAGGAAUUCAUGGCCAACUUAAAGCUCAGGUUUGAGAAGGGGAGGAUCUACAGCUACAUCGGAGAGGUGGUGGUGUCGGUCAACCCGUACCGUGCCAUGAACAUUUACGGCCGAGACACCAUAGAGCAGUACAAAGGCCGUGAGCUGUACGAGAGGCCGCCGCACCUCUUCGCCAUCGCAGAUGCUGCUUAUAAAGCCAUGAAGAGGAGAAACAAAGACACUUGUAUUGUCAUCUCAGGGGAAAGCGGUGCUGGAAAAACCGAGGCCAGCAAGUACAUAAUGCAAUACAUAGCUGCUAUUACCAACCCUAAUCAGAGGGCAGAGGUUGAAAGAGUAAAAAACAUGCUGCUGAAAUCCAACUGUGUCCUGGAGGCCUUUGGAAAUGCCAAAACAAACCGCAAUGACAACUCCAGUCGCUUCGGCAAAUACAUGGACAUCAACUUUGACUUUAAAGGAGAUCCCAUUGGGGGGCACAUCAACAACUACCUGCUGGAGAAGUCCAGAGUCAUUUUCCAGCAGGACGGGGAGCGGAGCUUUCACUCAUUCUACCAGCUGCUGAAAGGAGCUCCAGAUUCCCUCCUGCGCUCGCUACACAUUAAAAAAGACCCGACAGCCUACAACUACAUCAAAGUUGGAGGCCAGAUCAAGUCUGGCAUCAAUGAUAGUGCCGAGUUCAAAGGAGUAGCAGAUGCCAUGAAAGUGAUUGGCUUCACAGGCGAUGAGAUUCAGACUGUUUACAAGAUCCUGGCCACCAUUCUGCAUCUGGGAAACCUAAAAUUUGGAAUGGACGGUGACGUUACCCUGAUAGAGAACACAAAGCUUGUGUCUGUUAUCAGAGAGCUUCUUUCCACCAAGGAGGAAAACGUGGAGAAGGCCCUGCUGUACCGCACAGUGGCCACAGGUCGAGACGUCAUUGAAAAACAGCACACCACAAAGGAGGCCAGUUAUGGGCGAGACGCUCUAGCAAAGGCAAUGUAUGAGCGCUUGUUCUGCUGGAUCGUUGGACGCAUCAAUGACAUCAUUGAGGUGAAAAAUUAUGAUGCCAACGUCCACGGGAAGAACACUGUCAUCGGCGUGUUGGACAUCUAUGGGUUUGAGAUUUUUCAGAAUAACAGCUUUGAGCAGUUUUGCAUCAACUACUGUAAUGAAAAGCUGCAGCAGCUCUUUAUUCAGCUGGUCCUGAAGCAGGAACAGGAGGAGUAUCAGAGAGAAGGCAUCCCCUGGAAACAUAUUGAUUACUUCAACAACCAGAUUAUUGUUGACUUGGUGGAGCAGCAGCAUAAAGGCAUCUUCUCUGUUCUGGAUGAAGCCUGUAUGAAUGUUGGCAAAGUCACCGAUGAGGUUUUCCUGCAGGGACUCAACGUCAAGCUGGCAAAGCACGCUCACUUUACAAGCCGCAAGCUCUCCCCAACUGAUAAGAGUCUGGAGUUCGACAGAGACUUUCGCAUCAGGCACUAUGCAGGGGAUGUGGUGUACUCAGUGGUGGGCUUUAUUGAUAAGAACAAAGACACUCUGUUCCAAGAUUUCAAGAGGCUUUUGUACAACAGCUCCAACCCGGUGCUGAAGGGGAUGUGGCCUGAGGGGAAGCUGAGAAUUACAGAGGUGACCAAAAGGCCACAGACGGCAGGGACAAUCUUCAAAAACUCCAUGAUCUCUCUAGUGGAGAACCUUGCCAGCAAGGAACCCUACUAUGUCCGCUGCAUCAAACCCAACGACGUUAAAUCUCCUCUUUUGUUUGAGCCUGAGCGCUGCCGCCAUCAGGUGGAGUACCUCGGGCUGUUGGAGAACGUCAGAGUGCGUCGAGCCGGCUUCGCCUACAGGCAGACAUAUCCUAGAUUCCUGCAGAG
Messenger RNA from Cyprinodon tularosa, 2259 nucleotides. RefSeq names its product unconventional myosin-Id. The transcript has 15 exons. The annotation marks the transcript as partial. Gene Ontology annotation, biological process: vesicle transport along actin filament; actin filament organization. NCBI's taxonomy places the organism in Eukaryota, Metazoa, Chordata, Actinopteri, Cyprinodontiformes, Cyprinodontidae. Gene Ontology annotation, cellular component: cytoplasm; actin cytoskeleton; microvillus. The record is from RefSeq and is a predicted model, not a curated record. Gene Ontology annotation, molecular function: actin filament binding; ATP binding; microfilament motor activity.